Messenger RNA from Epinephelus moara (kelp grouper), 4584 nucleotides. RefSeq names its product tyrosine kinase with immunoglobulin-like and EGF-like domains 1 (gene tie1). NCBI's taxonomy places the organism in Eukaryota, Metazoa, Chordata, Actinopteri, Perciformes, Serranidae. Gene Ontology annotation, molecular function: ATP binding; protein binding; transmembrane receptor protein tyrosine kinase activity. The transcript is spliced from 24 exons. The record is from RefSeq and is a predicted model, not a curated record. Gene Ontology annotation, biological process: cell surface receptor protein tyrosine kinase signaling pathway; positive regulation of kinase activity; multicellular organism development. The coding region runs from base 221 to 3631 and encodes 1136 amino acids. Gene Ontology annotation, cellular component: signaling receptor complex.
GUCCAACUCGUGCUUAGUGUGACGGACCGUGAAACCAUCUCUGAAAGCUAUACGAGACCGCUGUAUUUGUUCCCGAAGAGAAUUUACACCUGAACUGGAGCUCAGCGUGAUUCGCCAAGUUAUGCGUAAUAAAGCGCACCGCUCGUCGUGACGCAGCGUCACCGUUUUGGAUGUACAACUCUAACUGUAAAUCCGAUUUACUAAAGGCAACUUUUUCCUGAUGGGGAUUAUAAAUACCAUGAGGAUUUUGUGGGUGUUUGUUUUGUGGUUCGUUGAUUUAUCAGAUGCUGUGAUUGACUUGACCAUGAUCUCAACAGCGGAGGUCACCAACGUCAAUCACUUUUCCAUCUCUUGUAUCGCUGGAGAGAGCCACCCUGACAAGGUUGAGUUGGACAUCAAGAGAGACAACAAAAUCCUCAUAUUCCCCAAGAGGCCUAAUUUUAAAGUGUAUAAGCCCAGGAACGUGGAGGCUGUGGCCAGAGACUUUCGUGACCUGGAUAAUAUUGGCAUCUUCUUCUGUGAAUCUGCUCACGGGGACAGUCCACUUGAGACUGUCACAAUGAUCAAUAACUUUCCCAGAGCAAGUUUUGUCCCAACUCACCUCACGCUGACCGCUAACAAAGGAGAGACAGUUCACCUCAGCAUGCAGCUACUCAGCUCCCAAAAGAGAGAUGUGACCUGGAAAUACAAUGGAAACUACUAUUAUAUGACUCACUGGAUCGAUGUGAUCAAUCGCACUGCUGUUCUCACUGUGGAGAACGCAGCUUUUGCCAAUCAAGGCAUCUACAGUGCCAGCUACGUGGGGGACAGCCCUCUCCAGGGAGCUUGGAUGAGGCUCAUUGUCAGAGAUUGUCCCAGUAAGAAGUGGGGUCCGUACUGUGCCCAAGACUGUCCGGAGUGUCUCAACGGUGGAGUGUGUCAUGAUGCUGACGGACUCUGUAUCUGUCCACCAGGGUUUAGGGGGUCACACUGUGAGACAGCCUGCAGGGAAGGAAUGUUUGGCCCAAACUGCGGGGAGUCAUGUGGCUCCGAGCUGAACUGCAAGGGGCUUCGCUUUUGCCUACCAGACCCUUACGGCUGUUCUUGCGCCAGCGGCUGGUUUGGGAGCCGCUGUGAGAGGGCCUGCCAUAAUGACAUGUAUGGACCAGACUGCAGGCUGAGCUGUAAAUGCCAGAAUGGAGGAGUUUGCAAUCGUUUCAGUGGAUGCCAGUGUCCCACAGGGUGGAGAGGACAGAACUGUGAGAAGUCUGAUCUGGCUCCCCAGAUCUUGGAAUUGGAUAGUAAUUUGGAGUGGAAUCUGAACUCAAGCCCCAAGAUCUGUUGUUCAGCCACAGGCAACCCCCUGCCCAGCCACAACAGCAUUGAGCUGCGGAAGUUGGACGGCACUGUGCUAAAGGCCUCUCGCACUGUCAUGGACUCGAAUAAGAGUACAGCCCUGUUUGAGAUCCCUCAUCUGAGUGCUCAACAAGGAGGAUUGUGGGAGUGCAGGGUGUCCACCAAUGGGGGCCAGGACUCCCGCAAGUUCAACCUCACCAUUAAAGAGCCCCCUGUGCCCACUACUGCCCCCAGACUGCUGGAAAAAAGAAGCAAGCAGCUGCUGGUGAUGCCGGUGGACUCCCACAGAGGAGACGGCCCCAUUGUCUCAACCAGGCUCCUCUACAAGCCGGUGGAGAACAUAGGCUCUUGGUCCUCCAUUAUAGUUUAUAGUGACAAAGAGCCCAUUACGCUGAUGAACCUCAAACCUUCAACAAGCUACCAUGUCCGUGUCCAGCUGAGUCGGCCUGGGGAAGGCGGAGAGGGGGCUAUGGGGCCAGAGGCCGUCAUGGAGACUGAUUGUCCGGAGCCCACAGUUCAGCCUGAGAUUGACAUCAGCUCGGUGGAAGGCCGCAAUGCCACUGUACGCUGGCGACUGCCCGCCAACAACGGCGUUAAUGCCGGCACAGCCAGUGGCUUUUUAGUGCAGCUCUUCAGUCCGCACGGUGAGAAACUACGGGAGGAGAUGACCCUGCUCACUGUACUCUCCACAAAGUUCCACAACCUGGAGUACCAGCAGGACUACACCGUGGUGGUGAGCCUCGUCAACUGCGGCAGCCAAGGGCCGGCUUCCAAGCCCUACCAAUUCCGCAUCAACAGCCAGGGUCCGUCAUCCCCACGCAACGUCCAGGCCCUGCCUCUGUCCGUGUCAGCCAUCCAGGUGAGAUGGCAGCCCCCUGUAGAUCCCAAUGGAGGCAUCAUCAAAUACAUCAUAGAAUACCAGACAGUCGGCCAGGGGAGUCCUCACCCUUGGGUGGACACAGAUGAUGGAAACAAGACCACCAAAGAUGUGACAGCACUCAACGACAGCACACUCUACCAGUUCAGAGUUAGAGCUUUCUCCAAAGUGCCCGGAGAGUGGAGCAAGUUUGUUGAGGCGAUGACACAAGGGGAUGGCCUUCAGAGUUUAACCCCGACCACCCAGGGUGUCGCUAGGAGGCCUCCUGGGGACAGUUACCAGCUGUUGGUGGCAGUGGUUGGUUCGGUAACUGUCACCUGUGUGACUAUCCUGCUUGCACUGUUGGCUCUUUUCUUCAUCCGCAAGACGCUGCUCAACCGUCGGCGCAAGUUCACCUACCAGUCUGGAUCGGGUGAGGAGACUAUUCUGCAGUUUAACUCAGGAACUCUGACGCUGACACGGAGGCCCAAGCCGACACCAGAGCCCCUCACCUAUCCAAUCCUGGAGUGGGAGGAUAUAAAGUUUGAAGAUGUCAUUGGAGAAGGCAACUUCGGCCAGGUCAUCAAAGCCAUGAUCAAGAAGGAUGGCAACAAAAUGAGCGCAGCCAUCAAGAUGCUGAAAGAGUUUGCCUCGGAGAAUGACCACAGAGACUUUGCAGGGGAGCUGGAGGUGCUGUGUAAACUAGGCCAGCAUCCCAACAUCAUCAACCUGAUCGGCGCCUGCGAAAAUAGAGGUUACCUGUACAUAGCCAUUGAAUAUGCUCCCUAUGGUAACCUUCUGGACUUCCUGAGGAAGAGCCGAGUGUUGGAGACUGAUCCCGCCUUCGCCAAGGAGCAUGGCACUGCUUCCACUCUCACCUCCCAGCAGCUGCUGCAGUUCGCUGUAGACGUGGCAACUGGGAUGCACUACCUAAGUGACAAACAGUUCAUCCACAGGGAUUUGGCAGCCAGGAAUGUCCUCGUAGGAGACAGCCUUGUGGCAAAGAUAGCAGACUUCGGCCUGUCCCGCGGAGAGGAAGUUUACGUUAAGAAGACGAUGGGGAGGCUGCCUGUACGCUGGAUGGCCAUUGAGUCCCUGAACUACAGCGUGUACACAACCAAGAGUGAUGUGUGGUCUUUUGGAGUUCUCCUCUGGGAAAUUGUAAGCUUAGGUGGCACACCGUAUUGCGGUAUGACUUGUGCGGAGCUUUAUGAAAAACUGCCACAAGGCUACAGGAUGGAGAAGCCCAAAAACUGUGAUGAUGAGGUCUACGAGCUGAUGAAGCAGUGCUGGAGGGAUCGGCCCUACGAGAGACCCCCCUUCUCCCAAAUCUCUGUCCAGCUCAACAGGAUGCAGGAGGCCAGGAAGGCUUAUGUGAACAUGGCUCUCUUUGAGAACUUCACCUACGCUGGGAUCGACGCCACCGCCGAGGAGGCCUGACUACCAGCCCCCCCAGACCCUAGUAUGCCACGUAGCCCCAAGAGGAAGUCCCGAGGAUGGUCGCCACGUUACUGCCACCACCCUGCACCUCAACGUCGAGACAGGAGGACGAGGCGCUCUACCAAAGCCACCCAGCUAUAGAUGGAGGACUGUGAAAGGACACUGUGUGGAGGUAUCAAAGGCAUAAGGAGAUGAAGAGGAUUGCUGGGCCUUGGACGGAAAGAUGCGAUUGCUACUAACCUUUUGGGAAAUACUGCCCCCCCUCCAUCACUACAAAUCAGUCCCAGAAGAAAAGACACAACAUUUUACCUCUUGCUGUUACAAGAGUUAGAAUGCUGGACCCUUUUUUUCUGAGUGUUGAGGGGAAGUGGCAAAUACGGAGCUAUGUGACUUGCUGAAACACCAUAGGGUCUGUGGGGAGUCGACACUGGACUUUAUUUUCCCUCCAAUGCUCUAAACGGAGAAGGAAUUUUUUUAUUAUUGAAAAAUGAUAUUAAAAGGACACAGUAUGGAUCACAAAUAUUCCAGUUCUCAGACUGUUAGAAAAAGGAAGACAAAUACAAUGUAGCACUUAAAACCAGUCUCAUUCAUGACAUCUGUGUCUUUAACUGUUUGCUAUCACUGCCAUUUUAAUGUAACUACUACUGUAUAUAUUUUGUAUUUUUUUCUAAAGGUCACAUAGAUGUAUCAAAGCCUCCUAUUCAAUAGUAGUCCGAGUAACAGACUAGUAUAGAUGAAACCAUGGUAGAUGCUCCAUAUGUUGCAUGUAAAGCUCCACCACAGGAGUAAUUGUUUGGAAAAUGCUGCUCACACAGGACAAAUGCACAGCAGUCUACCAGCUAGCAACAUUAUAGUUUACCUUUAACAUUAUGCAACCUAACGCAUUGUAUGGUAAUAUAUCCAUCAUAUGAGAUUGUACAGUAUGUUUUCAUUAAAUGGUUCCUCGAAUAAAA